CAUCACUGGGGCGCCGGGACCGAUGUUGGCCAUGUAGCUGUUGAAGGAAGGACCUUCAGUCACGCAUCCACCUCCACCGCAACCUCCCAAUACCCUUCCUACUGGAAGAUCGAUGACCUGGUACUAAAGGUAUACGACUGGGACAACGGGGGUUCGAAGGGCACGUUUGGGUUCACGUCUUACUCCUUGGCGACGAACAGAACGGUGGAGUAUCUGGCGCAGGACGUUGACCUAGCAAAGCUGCAGUGGUCCCAGUGCAGCGACCCUGGGGUUGAGUUUCAAUUUGACUUCGAUGAUAUGAGCUUGAGUUUGAGGGAAACGUGGACGUGUUCGGGGUCUCCAGAAAUUAUGUUCAAUGCCAAUGCGACGGGACUCAUGAUGUUGCACGGCUGUCUGGACAGUGACACGGAGAAAGGGGUUGAGUCGGAUUGCCAUGUGAUGGAGUUUGGCAUGGCGGCUGAUGUAACAUCAUCAGGGAUGGCAUAG
Molecule: messenger RNA, 486 nt
Organism: Podospora anserina S mat+
Lineage: Eukaryota; Fungi; Ascomycota; Sordariomycetes; Sordariales; Podosporaceae
Exons: 3
Source: RefSeq, a predicted model, not a curated record